Molecule: messenger RNA, 218 nt
Organism: Drosophila grimshawi
Lineage: Eukaryota; Metazoa; Arthropoda; Insecta; Diptera; Drosophilidae
Exons: 1
Coding region: 1-198 (65 amino acids)
Biological process (GO): mitochondrial respiratory chain complex I assembly
Cellular component (GO): mitochondrion
Source: RefSeq, a predicted model, not a curated record
AUGGAAUCCGUGCGCAAAGCCAAUACUCGACUUCGUAAUUAUCCAAUACUGCUCACGAGGUGCUCUGAAAAGGCAUCUUUGUAUGCAGCGUGUGUGUCUCGGGAUAUUAACGUGCAGCAAAAGAUUUGCGAGACCGAGUUUAAGGAGUUUUUAGACUGUAUACGUAAAACCGCUAAAGAAUUAAAGACAAAGCUGUAAGAACUUUAUGUCCAAUCCUA